Messenger RNA from Rhopilema esculentum, 9511 nucleotides. RefSeq names its product von Willebrand factor A domain-containing protein 3B. The record is from RefSeq and is a predicted model, not a curated record. NCBI's taxonomy places the organism in Eukaryota, Metazoa, Cnidaria, Scyphozoa, Rhizostomeae, Rhizostomatidae.
AUUUAGGUGGGUGGUUUUAUGUGUUAGUUAUGCCAAGCUCGAGCAACCAAGCCCCAUUUUCUAGGCCUAGGCCCAUUGGCCAGCAUGAGCGUCGUGACACCCCUGAAGGUACUUCUCUGAAAGAAAGCCCAGCAGGUUCUCCUACCCUACUUGGCAAUCAACGCUUGAACUCACCAAAUGUUGGAAACUGGGACCCAGAUGUGAAAAUGCUUCAGUCUUCAGACAAGUGGAUUAGGGCAUAUGGUUUGAAAAAACUAAAGCUAGAGCUUCAACAAAUUUUACCAACCAUUGGCUUCAAACAUAGUGAUGAUUUUGUCAACUCAUUGAAGAAGCCAAUUUCAGCAAGAUAUAGCAAUGGAUUGUUCACUCGCUUACCAUACAAAGAUGGAACUGUUUACAAUAUUGUAGCAACAAGAGAUAAACUAAAGAUAAUUGAAAAGCAGCUUCAGCAUGCCAUCGUUCUGUAUAAGAAAAGGCUUGACUGGCUCACCAGUGAAAGUCGUAGGAUAUUUGGAGUUGUUGAAGAAAAAUGCAUCACUAUAGUUCUUGAUGUUCAAGCUACCAAUCAGGAACUGUUUGAUAUGUAUAUCCAGUCUUUGAUUCAAGUAGUCAAAGAACAAGUUAUGUUUGCAUCAAAGCUAAAUUUGAUCAGAGUUGCUGUAGAUGCAGAUUGCUGGCAAGGGAAUGUCACCGCCAUAACCUUAGAAAGUAUGGAUAGUGCUCUUAAUUGGAUUCUGGAACAAGAAAUGACAACUCCAUCAUCUGCUUCCAGUACUACAGAAGCGAUACUGAAAGCCAUGUCAGAUGACAGCGUUGAUGCUGUCUAUCUUUUUACGGAAGGAAAUGCUUCUGUUUCAUCUCAGGAGUUGUUGAAACGAAAGUUAAAAGAGUGUGGAAAACAAUUAAAUGUUGUCUCUUUCAACUGCAAAGACCCAGCCACAAUCACUUUUCUAAAGAGUCUAACUAAAAUUGGAGGUGGAAGAUUUCACGCAUUUUCCGUAUUUGAAGAAUCUGGAGGUAACCAUUAUGAAAAGUCUUUGACCCUGCAUGAUCCUGACGAACAUUCCAAGAUUUCAACGGCUGGUAAGCUCAAGAAGGACCGUAUUCAGAGCAUAGGAUACGGAGUUAGGGAAGAUGUAAUGAAAAUCUGGGAAGAGCUUGACACGGCAAGAACCACUCUUGCAGAAAUUCAAGCUCUGCUAGUUGAAUUUGAGAACCCUCAGAAAACCAAACAAGAAAUAGCCAAAGCUCGAGUUUCAAAAAAAGAAAGCAUUCCAUCAGAAGAGAAGGGUGAACUGUACAUGAGCUCAAAGCAGUGGCUUGCUCGACAUGGCCUAAAAGCAAAGAAACUGGGGUUCUACGAUUUUCUUCAGACCUUAGCCUUUAAACACUGUGAUGGAGUUGUUGAUAUUCAGCAUGCACCAAAAGGAGAUAUUGGAUAUGCGGUUGUGAAACAGAAGCUUGUCAAUGCAAGAUACUGUGAUAAAUUUGCUCAUGUCAGAUGGAAAGAUGGCGAACUUAUGCAUGUUCAUGUUAGUGGCCCAAUGCAUCGAAGUUACGAGGAAAGGGUCUUGGCAACUGUCGAAAGUUAUCGUAAAAGGAUGGAAUGGCUACAGCAAGGCAGCAGAGAAUUGUUUGGGACGAUCGUAGAGGACCAGGUAGCAAUCCUUAUUGACACAUCUUCAUCAAUUGCAUCAAGACUUUUCCUGAUCAAAGAUAAGCUUUAUAGGCUAAUGCAGGAGCAGUUAAGGCAUAAGCGUAAAUUCAACAUCAUAAAAUUUGACUCAAGAGUGCAACCCUGGCGUGAUCAUCUUGUUGACUGCAACAGCCACAAUCUUGAGAAUGCAUGGCAAUGGGUCAAGGGCCUAACCACUGGAGGAAGCACGAACACGCUCGGAGCACUUAAGAGAGCGCUUGCCGAUACCCAAGUGCAAGCGGUUUAUUUGCUAACCGACGGAAGACCGGACCAGCCGCCUGCUACUGUUCUUGCCCAAGCUGCCUUGAUCAAUACGGUUCCGGUGCACACUAUUUCUUUCAACUGUGCUGAUUCCGAAGCCAACGAAUUCUUGUCUCAACUCUCCUCUGAUACCGGUGGAAGAUUCCACUAUUUUUCCGAAGAUGGCUACGAUGAUAAGGGCCCACGACCGUUCGAGAGCGAGGACUUGCGGUUGCUAAGAGAAGAAAUCGAGCGGGGCCUGGCUGAUUUGCAGAAAGUAAACGGUCUGAGAGACGAAUGCACUAAACUUGACUGGUACGGAUCUGAGAAAGACAAGAGUUCGAGGAGUCGUGGUACCAGAGCCAACGUCCCCGAAAGACCACAUUCCGCUUUAGCACGAACUCAAGGUCCAAGUUUAAUGAUGCCUACAUCGUCAGGAAUACGAACGAGACCAGCCUCGGCUCGACCCAAGUCAGUUGUUACAUACUACUCGUCGAAGCCUGGCAGUAGCCCAAAGAGCCCAACCAUGACUCCUUCGCCCCCGGUAGCCACAAAUCGAGCUACGAUGUUGCGAUUAAAUUCGGUGAAAGCUGCUAGUUCACGUGAUGAUUGGGUUUUGCCUGAGACAAGGGAAUACUUGGAAAGAAGCCAAGCAAAAACAUCGAAGAAAUUUAAGCCCGACAGAGGCAACAAGAAGAAACGAAAACCAAGAAGCAGGUCGCCUGCUUCAUCAAUGAGAAGAUGGAUAAAAAAGAAUAACCUUGCUGCAAAAAAGCUGACUAUUCUUGAUGCCUUAGCUCCAACGAUGAUCCCUCACACAACAAAAUACGUGCCAAUUCUCGAUAAACAUAUUUUGUCAAAAGUUUUUGACCAAAUUCUUCCGUUGGCGCAUACUUCCGGGGGAGACCGCACAGAGGUGCAGAUAAUCAAUCCUCAGGCAGCUAAUUUGUCUUCUUACCAAGAUAAACUCAAAUCAGUCAUUGAAAUUUAUAAAAGAAAACUGGAUGAGUUUGUUUAUCCAGUCCUCAGUGCAAAGGAACGAUUAAAAUAUAAUGGAGAGGGGAUUCCUUCAUUCCAAGAAAACAAGCAAUCAAUGUUAGAAGACCUAGAGGGGAAUGAGUGGCCAAUUACAAUAGAUGAUAUUGCCAAAUAUGAGGAUGAAAUCAAGCAAGCAGAAUUGUACCUUUUUCAGUCAAAGGAAUUGCAAGAAACCUCUGAAAAGCUUUCGAAAGAAGCCCUCGAAAAACAGAAAGAACAAACUUCUCAGUCACCGAUACAAUUGAGAUCUUUCAAGAGAGCCUCUGCUCAAGAAAGAUUAUCAACAAUCCAAGCGUCUUCAAGUACGCGGCAUCUACGAAACCAGCGAGUUGUUGGUCGCAGCGCAUUGGAUGGAUUUUAUUACCCAGGAAUCGUCGCGAGAUGCUUGAAUUCUCGCUAUCUCGAAGUAGACUUUGAUAAUGGCGAUAGACAGGUGACAUCUGUGAGAUAUGUGAUUCCUAUUGGUGGUGCGAGGCCAUGUCCAACGUUAAAGGUUGGUGACUAUAUUUUGGUGAAAUCAAGACUUCCCACACAAACAGACGAUGAUUCUGUUCCCGAGUUUGAUUACUGUUAUGUUCCUGGGAUCGUGCAAGUCACCCCAUUGCGUCAUAGGUCAGCAAGCAAGUGCUACACUGUUGUGCGAUACAAUGGAUUUAAGAUCACCGUCCUUCGUAAUGACAUGAUAAAGAUCACUCGUUCACGUUUUAUCUUCGCGUGCCGGUUCAUAAGGGAUGCAGAUAUCGCCACCCAUAAAGCCUCGUCGCCAGUUGUUAUAUAUCCAUCGCCCGAGAAGAUCCUUGAAGAACACCAUUCCACAAGAGCGUCUUCUGUUGCUUCAUCUAUCAACUCAUCUGUUUCCGGCUCUUCUUCAAAAUCUGGAUCUUCAAAGUCAUCGAAAGUGGACCAAAUCAAAGAUUCUCCACGCUCUUCACCUCGUAAGUCGUCAGGGAGUUCUAGCAGCAGCAACAGUAACUCUAAGAACUCGUCUAAGAACUCAUCGAGAAGUGCGAGUCCAGUUAUAACACCGCAGGGUACCCCUAGGUCUCUAUCCCCCGUCAACGACGGUCCUACUGAUGAUGAUAAUAAGCAAGAGAUGGAAGAUAAAGUCAUGACAAUGCUGGAAGAAUUUAAAAAGUCGAUGGAAGAUAAGUAUCUUAAACAGUUGAACGAUCUGGAUGAUGAAAAGAAGAGAUUAGAAGAGCUACACGAUGAUCUUCUAAAACAGCAAGAAGAUCAUCGGAAGAGCAAAGCAGAUAUUGAAGAGCAGCAACGAAGAUUGCAAGAGAAACAGCAGGAACUACUUCAAAGGCAGUUAGAUCAGCAAAAUGAGAACCAGAAGAGACUGCUUGAAGAUCAGAACAGACUACAUCAACAGCAGGAAGAGCUUCUGCGAAGGCAAAAGACCCAGCAUGAGCAGCUUUUGCAGUCUCAGUUGAGCCAAUCACGUUCACUGAAUCUUAAGUAUUUAGAGCUGGUCAGCAAACGGCCUACAAGUGUUAAAGACCAGGAAAUGGAAACUGAAAAUAACGCCAAGGACCAAGAAACAGAAACUGUUCACAAUAGUGAAGAUAAGCACACUGAAACAGAGCGUAGUGACUCGAGAGAUUCGCAAACUUCACCGAUGUCUUCGCGGAAAAAUUCGAUUGCGAACGCCGGGGAAGUUGACCAAAGCACGGAGCAAAAAGCAGAAGAUUCAAGUGAUGAUCCGAAAGGCACUACUGAGAAUGCGGAUGCUGCGCCAGAGCUGACUAUGUUUAUUGGUAACGAGUCAGAGGCGGUGCUGCUUACUAAAGGAGAUCAGGGGCUUUUAUUUUCUCGAAAGCCACCAGAAGAAGACCCAGCAGUCGUCGCGCAAGAUAUUCCUCAACCGCUCAAAACAGGAGAAGAGGUUUUGGCGAGAUGGGCGGAUGAUGGCUGGUAUUACAGAGGAACCGUUAAGGAAGACUGCGGCAACGCCAUAUAUGCGAUUGAAGACAGUGUUGGUAACGUUGAGAAAAUCGCUCGAUGUGACGUCAUAACUGAUGAAGAUGAUGCGGACAAUGUUGUCAAGACUGGGGAUACUAUUGUAGCUUUGCAUCCAGGAUAUCCAUACAGCUAUGCACCAGGAGUGGUUAUGCAAAAAUCCAGUGAAGCCUCGUUGAAAGUCAGAUUCUACGAUGGACAAGAGGCGGUUGUCUCAAGAGAAGAAAUGUAUUUACUGUCCGCUGAGAAAUUCGAGCAUGACUGUGCUUACAUUGUUGCAUGCGAAGAUGGUCUUGUGGGUCAAGCAAUAGUAGCAAGAAACGACGAAGAUGGGCAAUUUCAUCUUGGUGCUGUACGAGAGCGUGUUAGUGGGCCAAGAACAUAUUUAGUUGAAUGGGCAGACCAGAAACUACAGAUUCAGAAUUACUCGUUCAUAUUUGGUGCACACACAAAAAGACGCCAAUUCGAAGUUGGAGAUUGCAUUCUCGCAAUUUCAGACACAGCUACCUUCACCUAUUUACCAGGAAAAGUGAUCGAAGAUAACGAUGAAACACUUUGUGUCAAAUUCUGCGAUGGUAAAACGCUGUCUGACGUCGAUCCUCUCCAAUCCUAUUGGAUAUCAGCUGAUUAUUACAAGAUGGUAUCAGAGUAUUUUAUGAAGCGACGAUUUGCAGACCAAAACCAGGAUGAUAAAACAAAAGAAGCUGAGGCAGAUUAGAGAAAAUAUAUGCAGUAUUCUAGAUUUAUAGCUCUGUGAAACAAUUUUUUACCUUCACUGUGACGCUCGUAAUUGUUAUUAGCAGGGCCGUCGAUAGCCACGCGGGGUCAAGGGGCAGCCAAAAUGCUUGGGUAUCUUCCUACCCAAAGCAAUAAACCUAAAAUGCGUUUAAUAUGGAUUAAAAAUGCAUAUUAGUUUCUUUAUCAGCUUAUUAUUGGUAUCUAUAUUCUUAUGCAUUUUUAAACUUUCUCAUUACAGAUAUGAUUAGUAAUUACCAUUUUAUUAAGGGUCAUAAUUUAAAUUGGGACAGUGUAAUUACAAGCAAAACCCUUUUUAUUUACGGACUUAGGAGCAAUUGCCCCCUUUCCCCUCUCAUUGAGCCUGUUAUUCAAAGUAGCAUCAUACAAUUAAAGUGCCAUGCCUUUUUAUUUUGACUUUUACGCCCUGUUGAAACUCUUUCAAAAACAUAAAAAAGAUCAAUCACUAUUUAAUGAUCAUUAACAUAAGGCAUUAAUCAUCAUAAUUUGAUAUUCUUCUAUACAAAAUUCCCUGUUCGAUUUCAUUCUCCAAACUGAGCCAACCUUUCCUAGUCAAACAUGUGUAUCAACUUGGCCAGUACGCAGAGGAACUCAAAUAACACGAUACCGGGCUCUUAUCCCACCAUCUCACAGGAAAUUUUAUUUAAACACCCAUACAAUCUGGCUGAGUGUCAGCAAAGACCGAGAUACAACUUUUUGUCUGAGGAGGGGGUCAGCUGAUAAAUAAGCGAAAAAACAGCCACAUUUUACAAAACAAAGGUAUUUUACCUAUAAAAUUUAAAUUUUGGGGGGCACGCCCCCCCGGGCCCCCGGUAUCUCGGAGUGUCAGUGAGGUUUUUUGAAAAUUGUUCCAUUAGAUCUAGUAUAAAUUUUCUCCGAUGCCUGGCCGAUAUUUCAUUCCUAAGACGUUUUUUUCUUUUGAAAUAUUUGAAACAAAGAUUUUGAACGUCUUGAACUCUGAUAUUUUAGUCCCACACAACUCCAUGGAACAUUUGAAACGGUCCAUAGACUAACAAUUCAUCACAUGGACGUAGGCGUAGGGACAUAGGCCUACAGCACCCUUGGGAGGACUGCAGUACCCCUGACCGGGCAAUUUUAUCCCAAAGAAGCAAUUAUAUUCGGGCAACAUCCGUACCAAGCCCCCCCAAAUGUUUAACAUCCGCCACACCCAUGUGUGUAAUCCUAUAAGAAUCUUAAGAUAACUCACUUCUGUUAACAUACCAAUCAGAUCUGCCCUUGCUGCAAUUAUUUUUUCAGCGAUGUUUAAGAAUUGUAUGAUUCAUAAGUGAAUUCUUACUCUUGUACCAACAUUAAUGCGGCAAACCAUGUAUACUGGGGUUCUUUGCAUUGUAUGUCCUUACUGAAAUGACUUGCACGUGUCUCAUAAAAAUAGAGAAGUGGCUCGAUCCAAUGCAUACAAUAUCUUAGUUUUGGAUUAACGUAAAAAAUAUAUUAGCAACAGAAGCUUAAUUUUGAUUUCAUUUGAUUAUAGAUCUUGUAAAUAGAAAUUGAACAUCUAAUGCAUUACAUGCAUUAGAAUGCAUGAAAGAGUAUAGAAUACUGGCUUAAUGUUUUUUCUGUCUCCACUUUUUGAAAUAUUCAAGUGUUUGAUGCGACCAGUUGAUGAAAUACUCUAUAGCUGAAUUCCGUUGGUUAAUUUUGUUAUAGUCCAUCGUAAGAUGCUAGUUAUCAUCCCUUGUUAUAGUCCCUUCAGCAGCGAUUUCGCCGCGAAAUUCGCCUCGUAGAAAUCAGCCUUAAUGCCCUGGCCAAACCAGCGCAACAUUUCAUCCAACAAGUCCCAACAGUGUUGGCGGCUUUUGCGCAUUGUUGGACAUUGUCGGAUGCUCGGAUGCAGGGUUGGCCAGACCAGCGCAACAUUUCAUCCAACAUUUGUUGAUAUACAACAACAGCAACAACAACCAGAGGCCUAACCCAUUCACUCGAGAUUCUGCUUUGACUUACUCCAUGAGCCUCUGUUUCGCUACUGCCUCACUUGACGCUAAGUCUAGAUUCUGCUAGGCAACUGAACAUGGGGACUCGAUUUAGAACAAAACGACAAGCGACAGCAGUGUUUUAGGUAUAUGUGAAAUUUUGGAUGAUAGUGAAGAAGAGAAUGUGAAUGUUUGGCCUCCAUUUUUGUGGUCUUUUCCUUUCUGCGCUUGCACGAACGUGAUUUUGUUGUACAGGGUGGCCAAACCAUCCCAAACAUCACCCAACAUCAUCCAACAUCGUCCAACAUGGGUGGCCAAACCGGCCCAAAAUUUAUACCCAAUAUUGUUGGGACUUGUUGGACAAAAUGUUGCGCAGGUUUGGCCGGGGCUUAAGCUUGAUUUAAUGAAAUUUAAACACGUUUAAUAUGUGACAGGGUACGCCGUUUAGGUGCCCCUUUAGGCUUUUGUUUCGGACACAGAUUGCACGAUGGUGGAGUUUGUGUUAAUUGUAGCAGUGCUUGAGUAAGCUUUACAUUGUGUUAUUUAUACGGCUAAAGCAACAAGAGUGCAAGUGUGCAUUGGCCUUGGGUAUAUAAACUUUGUCUUGGUAUACUUUUAUUCUCACACCUGCAAGAUAACCUGAAGUUAAACGUAGAGAGGAAAGGUUUUUCCUUUGCGACCCUGCCCACCCUACCCAUAUCUAGGUAUUUUCAGGUGUUUGCAGGCAUGUUGAAUUUAUCUUUCUUUUCUUCGUUCAUUAGUUUAUGGCCGUAUGGCUGGCAAUUUUUGCAUGAACAAGUAUUGCUAGUCGGCGGAAGAAGGCCAUCGUUCUUCUUCUCAACCCCCUCAAAAACGGUUGGGUUUUUAUUUAUGGCCGUCUUUGCGAUUGGCGCAACGACAGCCCAAAAAUAAAUGGUCCAAAUGAUGAGAGAACGCCACCUUCAGUCUUAUGAUUGAUAAUUGGUAAAAUAUUCUGAGGACCAUCUUAUUCUUAUUUGCUAACGGUUUUUGUUUGGUAACCUGGAACAAAUAUUAAAGACAGAUUCUUUCAGAGAAAUCGGUUGCAGAGGUUACCCAGGGGCAAUGUACCACAGGCUAUUUAUGGAUGAAACAUUCUCAAAAUGCAAAUAAGACUCCACAAAUAAGACUGGUAGCUGUUUCAACAAUGUUUUUCACUAUUUGCUUUUAUUUAAUUUUAUUCAUAAUGAUGCCAAUUUGUUGAGGAUUCGUGAACGUCUCUUUUCAAAAAUGAGGCCACCAACAGCGUUUUUGUUGGAGCAGUGUGAACACUUACCGUAUUCAAAUCGUAUUAAUUUGAAAACGGAUUAGUGUGAACGGACAGCGUUUUCAUCAACGAAAACGGAGCGAAACGAAUACGGAGCAGUGUGAACGUAAGCUAAGUUUCUGGUUGCACGCACUGAUCUAAAAAAAACUGGAUCGCGCAUCCUAUUGUUCUAAAAGUGCGGCCGCUGAGAAAUCGCAGCGGCCAUGCUCUUGUGACCACUUUUGCAGACUUGUGGUCUUGUUUACUACGAGGAAAUGCCGGUUCGGACAAGUAAAGUCGAAGUUUCUGUCGUCAAAUAGUGGCAAAGGUGGGUAAAUCUAAAUAUAUAUGAGCGUAAAGGACCAUCAAAUUAUUAAAUGUUCCAUUUUAUGGAGGGUAAGGCAUUUUGGUUCUCUAUUUCUUGUUGCUUUACGGAUAGCCUACACUUUUAGGCCUAUUAUUAGUAGGUGGAUUGAAACUCGAAAACAGAAAUCAAACUAAGGUAAAUCUAAAUAAACAUUUUUCUUUCGUUGUUGGCACUCAAAAACAGUAAUUAGACUGUUUCCUAAACUCAAGUCUCCACGGAGAGUCCAACGAUGCAAAUAUAUUUAUUCGAAUCAGCAG